AUAUUAAUAUUUUCAAUCCAAACACAGCUUUAGCCUUUACUUUCGCUUAAUUUGCUUGCUCUCUCUCUCUCUCUCUCUCUCUCUCUCUCUCUCUCUCUCCGCCUUUGACCCAUCGAAACCUGCCGGCAAGUAGCCGUCUUCCAAUUAAAUACUCUACCUUCAAAUUUCAAUCCCUUCCCCACUUAACAUUCCUCAUCUUCUCUCAUCUGUAUAUAAAUUUCCCUUUUUUUUCCUUUUUUUUUUUUCUCCAUAUUUCCAUUUACUCAUCUUCUUCUUCCGAACCCAAGUGUAUUCGUAACUCUCUCUGUACGCACCAUGAUUUUCCCUUCAAAAAGAAGGAAAAGACUUAUGAAAAUUCCCUUUUCACCACAAAAAGCUCUGCUAUAGAUCACCAAAUUUCCCAACCUUUUGGUUUUGGGAACUGGGUUUUUGCCCCAAAAUUUCAAAAGAAGAAAAAGAAUGAUUCUUUCCAACCCAUUCUUUCUUGUAAUUGUAACCGUCUGUAUAUUUGUAGCAAUCCGUGUGGCUCUGUACAAAACUGGGUUGGUUUUUCUUGUGAAGAAAUGGUGGAGGCGAUUCGAAGACUGCUUCCAUGUCUACCAAUCUUUCAAAGUCCCAGAAUUCAACGAAAGCAUGCAGGAAAAUCACCUCUAUGGCAGAGUCACCGACUAUCUCAACUCUCUCACCUCCAUUGAAGAAUCGGAUUUCACCAAUCUCGUCACGGGCAAAAAACCCAAUGAAAUUGUACUCAAGCUCGACCGAAACCAGACCAUCGAAGACGACUUCCUCGGCGCCAAGGUGCUAUGGGAAACAGGGGCCAGCACAGACAGUACGAGCAGAAGCUUAGUGUUGAAGAUUCGAAAAGCCGAUAAGCGUCGGAUUCUCAGGCCUUAUUUGCAGCACAUCCAUGUCGUCGCUGAUGAGCUGGAGCAGAAAAAACGAGACUUGAGGCUUUUCAUGAACGUUGAUGCUCCCAAUCGAGCAUGGAGAGCCGUCCCGUUCACGCACCCAUCGACCUUGGAGACCAUAACCAUGGAAGCCGAUCUCAAAUCCAAGGUAAAAUCCGAUUUGGAAUCGUUUCUCAAGGCCAGGCAAUAUUACCACAGACUGGGUCGGGUUUGGAAACGGAGCUUUUUGCUAUACGGGCCAUCGGGCACUGGAAAAUCAAGCUUUGUGGCCGCCAUGGCCAAUUUCCUUAACUACGAUGUGUACGAUCUCGAUCUGUCGAGAGUCAAAGACGAUUCAGAGCUGAAGACGCUUCUGUUGCAGACGACGACCAAGUCGGUAAUUGUGAUAGAGGAUUUGGACCGAUAUCUCGCCGAGAAAUCGACGGGUUUGAGCUUUUCGGGGAUUUCGAAUUUCAUGGACGGGUUGUUGAACUCGUGCUGCGCGGAGGAGCGGGUCAUGGUGUUCACGAUGAACUCGAAGGACCACGUUGACCCGGCCUUUCUGCGGCCGGGUCGGAUCGACGUCCAUAUCCAUUUUCCGCUCUGCGAUUUCGGAGCCUUCAAAAAUCUAGCGACGAGUUAUUUGGGGGUGAAAGAGCACAAGCUUUUUUCUCAGGUGGAGGAGAUUUUUCUGAAUGGGUCAAGUUUGAGCCCGGCCGAGAUCGGCGAGUUGAUGAUCGCGAACCGGAACUCUCCGAGUCGGGCCAUUAAAUCGGUCAUCACGGCUCUGCAAACGGACGGCGAUGGGAGGGGGAUCAGCAUGUUCGGGCGGCGGGUGGGGUUUGAUGUCGGGUCGAGAAAGUCCGCGGACGAAAUGGUUGAACCCGGCGGGGUGUUUUGCGGGGAAGGCGCUCAUACCGUUAGGGACUUUAGGAAGUUGUAUGGGUUCUUGAGGAUGAAGAGCAACAAGAGCUCUCAUUCUCAGUCGUUCGAUGCUGGCUCGGCGAACAGGGAUGGCUGAUCGGACGGCUCAGAAAUGGCUAUGUUUUGAAGGGGCAUGUUCGAUGCAACGUGUCGAGUUGUAAUUGGGAGGACAUUGCCCUUGGGUCUCUGGAAGAACAGAGAAUCAAUAUAGGGGGAAAUGCAGCAGAAUACAGCUUAAUUUAAUUAGAACCAAAAACCAACAAUUUGUUUUGAUAUUUGUUUGAUAUUUGGAUAUUUGUUAGUUGGGAUUGGAUGCUUUGUGGAUAGAUUAAUUGACACAAUUGGGAAUGUGAUUCUGUCUUUCUCCUCUUCUUCUUCCCUUUGUUGGAAUGCACUGCCUUUUGUUGAUA
Prunus dulcis (almond) is the source of this 2221-nucleotide messenger RNA. RefSeq names its product AAA-ATPase At2g46620. Lineage: Eukaryota; Viridiplantae; Streptophyta; Magnoliopsida; Rosales; Rosaceae. The coding region runs from base 460 to 1908 and encodes 482 amino acids. The record is from RefSeq and is a predicted model, not a curated record. Gene Ontology annotation, molecular function: ATP hydrolysis activity; ATP binding. The transcript has a single exon.